AGAAACAGCUGGAGAAUUUCUGGUUGUUCUCAAACAAUUUACAACUCAACAACGUGCUCAAAAUGAAAUUCUUUUCUGAGCUCCUCAUAAUUGCCAUCUCUGUUUCAGUGGGUGAAGCCUUCAACUGGACGAGCUCCUCCCCCGACAACAACGCCUCUUACUACGCGUGUGUGGGGGACAGCAUCACCUUCCCCUGGUCUUACAUCACGGACUAUCAUGAGACCGUCAGCUACAUCGAAUGGUACUUCUCGCAAACUUCAGACACAUACCCCGAAGUCAUUGCAAGUUUCAUCCAUGGAGAGUUUUUCGUGUCCAGCUCUGCACGACAACACCUGUCCUUCAGUGGCGAUGCAGGUCUGACCGUCAGCGGGUUGACACACAACGACUUUGGUGUGUACUCAGCUCGUGUUGUCAUCAACAGCUAUUCGUCUCUUGAAACAGAAGAAAGCUACAUUCACCUGCGCCUCCCAGAGACUCCUUCAACUACGGACCAACAGCUACACGCCAGGAUGCUGCCGAACCCAAUGCGUGGAUCAGGUGAAUGGCACGUGCAGCUCGCGUGCGGCUACUUCACGACACCUGGCACUGUGGCUGUGCUGUGGAAGACUCCGUCUGGUCAGAUACUCCACAACAGCACCUUCACAGGUGACGAGUAUGUCCUGACACUAGACAACCCUGUGGAGGAGGGCAGCUACACCUGCUUCCUGGAUGUCACUGACCCUGCUGCCAGAUGUGUUCACAUCUCCCCCACCAUGCUGUUCAGUAACGAAGUCCAUGUCGACAACUGCUCAGUACAGCGGGUCCUGGGGAAUCAUGCAAACCAGUAUGGAAAUGAAGAGAUGGUCUUAGCCAUCAAGCUGCUUUCCAGACAACAUGGUACUUACAGUGACAUAGUUCGCCUUGCCGACGGCAGCAGACCGUGGGAGGGACGAGUUGAAGUGAAGUAUUACGAUGGUACAUGGGGAACAGUUUGUGACGAUGAGUUUCAUCCAUCAUCUGCUGUUGUCGUCUGCAGAAUGUUAGGGUUUAUCGGAGAUUCACCAACAGUGUAUGGCAGUGCAGUCUAUGGCCAGGGCUCGCUACCAAUUCUGCUGGACGAUGUGUCUUGUAAUGGCAACGAAAGGACAAUAUUUGACUGCACACACAGCCCAGUGGGACAGCACAACUGUCAAAACAGUGAAGAUGUCGGAGUUGACUGUUUUCCAAACAUUCUGUGGAUUUAAACAAAAUCUCUUGUUUCGUGCCUUAUGUUGCUCAUUCCAUGUUAUC
This is a messenger RNA of Pomacea canaliculata, 1269 nucleotides long. Its product is annotated as neurotrypsin-like. The transcript has 7 exons. The record is from RefSeq and is a predicted model, not a curated record. Lineage: Eukaryota; Metazoa; Mollusca; Gastropoda; Architaenioglossa; Ampullariidae. The coding region runs from base 63 to 1223 and encodes 386 amino acids. Gene Ontology annotation, cellular component: membrane.